AUGGCGACAUCCAUUCAUCACGACCUGGUCUCGGCAGUUGAACAAGAAAUCAGUUGUCCUAGCUGCUUUGAAGACUUUGAAGAACCCAAAUGCCUCCCAAACUGUGCUCAUAAUGUUUGUCAACAGUGCUUACAAGGGAUGGAAAAGAAAAGAAACAACGUUAUCGAAUGCCCGGUUUGUCAAGUCGAGUCUGUUAUUCCGAAGGGUGGAGUCGCAGCUUUUCCAAAGAAUCAUUUGCUGGUUCGAUUGAUCGAGCAAUCACCUGGACGAAAAGAAAAAUUUUAUCUUAAAAAAGCUGUGAAAAGCUGCGAAGAGGAGCUACAAGGGGCUAAAGGCGCUCUUAAAGAGAUGGAAAAGCGGUAUAUCUGUAGUAAAACAAAAUGUGAUGAGAUGAAGCAGCGUGUACAAUCUUUAGCGGAAAGAGUUAUUAAAACGGUACGUGAACAAGAACAGAAAAUGCUUCAUGAAAUCAAAGCGACAUAUGAUCGUAAUGAAGUAAUCUUCGAAACUGUGCAAUCUAGAACUGCGAAAUUGUGUGAGGAUGCGUCUAAUCGCAUCAAAAGCGCGCAAGUCAUCAUACAAAAUGGAGGAUUGGAGGUGGUUAGAGUCAUCAAGGAUACUUUGGCUGAAACGUUAAAAAAGUUAAGCAAGAGCUUGAAUAUAAGCAUGUUGGAGGCAAAUGGUAAAUUGACACAAUCUCUGGAACUUUCAUUGACCAACACUGACUUAGCUGAGGAGUUCAUUGAUGAUGAGUUUUCACUUGGUAAACUGAAUGUAAACAAUGGUCAAGUUGCAACUCCUCAGGAUACCACAAUAGCUUUUGCUGCGCCAUCCUGGGAAGCAUCCAUGUCAAAAAAAGCAGUGUUUAUAUCAAAGUUGAAAGAUUAUUCAAGAUGUGGAUCCUUGAUUCAACCCAUAGGAAGUACUUCUCAUUUUGAUGCCUUUUCGGUGGCAGCUUCCAGAGAUUGUGGUGUCAUCGUGGUACUGGAUGACGAUGCAAAGUUUGUGCAUACCUUUACUGAGGCAGGGAAAAAGUUAAACAAGUUUCAUAUUAAGGAUGGUGAUCUUUGGGAUAUUGUUGUUUCAAAUGAGGAUGAGAUAGUUGUUUUGAGUCGUGAUAAAAACUGUCUGUUACAUUAUGACAUGAAUGGAAAUUUUCAGAAAAAGAUUGUGUCUGCUUCUAAGGAAAACGUUAAGUUUACGUCAUGUACAGUUGACGUUCAUGGCCGUUUCAUAAUCACUUCAUAUCCAUACUGUAAGGAUGAAAAAGGGAAUGAUGCUAUGCCUUGUGUCCUUGUUUACAGACCAUCUGGAAAACUUACCAUGUCAUUUGGUGAAGAACACCUUGGCUGUCCUGAAAAAGCAGUGUUCCUGAAUGGUAGAUUCUAUGUCAUAGACUCUCACUGUGGUGCUAGAGUCAAAGUUUUUGACAAAACUGGUUCCCUUAUAAAGACGUUUGAGGACGAACAGCUGAAAUCACCAUCUGCUAUUGCAGCUGAUCAUAUUAGUGGCAUCCUUGCAGUAACUGACACUGACACUUUAACAGUUCACAUUUACAACCAAGCUGGACAGCGAUUACAUCGUUUUGAGACAGAGAACAAACCCACAGAUAUAGCUUUUACUAAGAAUUUCAAGAGUUUGCUUGUUUGUUUUGAGGUUGAUGAUGGAAAUGGAUAUGUUGAAAUGCUCACCUACCGUUAA
Messenger RNA from Porites evermanni, 1701 nucleotides. Lineage: Eukaryota; Metazoa; Cnidaria; Anthozoa; Scleractinia; Poritidae. The record is from the annotation of a GenBank genome assembly.